Lindgomyces ingoldianus is the source of this 756-nucleotide messenger RNA. RefSeq lists its product as uncharacterized. The coding region runs from base 52 to 756 and encodes 234 amino acids. NCBI's taxonomy places the organism in Eukaryota, Fungi, Ascomycota, Dothideomycetes, Pleosporales, Lindgomycetaceae. The transcript is spliced from 5 exons. The record is from RefSeq and is a predicted model, not a curated record.
AAAAGUCUUGGUAAAUUUCAUGAUUGGGCUUUAUGUCGAUCAUCAACAGGCAUGGCAGCUAUUGAGAGGUCUGAUCGGUCAUUCAUCUCCUUCCGCCGCGUGUUGUUGCGUGUGUUGGAGUUGACAGCAGUUGGGCGGUUGGGCCAGGGCUUGGCUGUAUUACGUGGAAGGAUUUGUGACGGUAUUACUAGUUCCAAAAAGAUAAUCGUCUCGUUCAUGAGAGGGCCCUGUAAGAAAAACGCCUUGACCUGGACGAGGAAGUUUUGUACCAGCCAUCCAGGCUCCAGCAACCGUACCAGUCCCGAUGGGGCGACAAAGAACGGGUGGGACAAUAGGAAUGGCUUGGUUAAUGGAGAGCGACGUGGGAAUCGCGCAGACUGGAGGGCGGCCCGGGCGUGCCGCACGUGGCAGUUGUAUGGCGUCAAAUUUUAUGGUCUGGAACUACGAACUCUCGAUCGGUCCAGCAAUGUCGCCGUCGCGAGGAAGUUCCCAGGCCAGAACGCCACAGGGGAUGAGUUUGCAAGCUCAAAAGGGUGGGCGCAAAAUCGCGGUUCCCCAAAUAAGGCAAACUCUUGGCCUAUGACACAAUGGGGCGAUAUUGAGGCUGACGCCGCGCUGGAUAAGCAAAACCAUGUGUCUUGGCUGUAUUAUUCCAUCAGCUUAGCUGGUAACUUUCAAUCCUUCCUGAGGACAUAUGAAGUUACCAGCACAGUUGUCAAGAAAGCUGAGAAUCUUGCCGUCACUUGCACAAGCUGA